CAGGCACAUCGCCUCAGCCAAUCAACUCGGGCCGCAGAGCGACAGAAAGCCCGCCAACGCCCUGUCGUCCGAAGCCGGGUGGAAUCUAAUUAAAAAUUUGGCGGGGAAUGCCGGCUGCUCCCAGAUUAGGAAUUUAGCUGCGCGGAGCUUCCGUAGCAUUUUCUCUCAGGAUCAUAUUUGGUUUCUCCUUUGAAGUUCCCAUAUCAGCUGUGCUCUUGACAUGGAUGAGGAAGAAUAUGACCUGACUCUACUUACUGAACUGCUUGAAGAAAAUGAAUCAGCUUUAGAAUGUGAUUCAGGACAGAGUGGCUUCUUGACAGAAGAAGCCAGAGAGCCUGAUGAAUUCGAUGAUCUCUUUGAUGCCGAUAGUGACGGUUCAUCUUACAAAGAGGAGACUGAUGAGCUUUUGGAGGAGGAAUCUAGAGACCAAAAAGAAAAUGUGGCUACUCUCUUUGGAGAUGUCAAUGACUUGACAGAUGAGGAGAACGAAGAAGCCCAGGACACAGUGCAGUCAUUAAGAUUGAGUCCUGUACCUCCCCUGGCUUCCAGUCAAGAGAAGAUUAACCAAGACUUGCAAGAUGAAUUAAAGAGAUUGCAAGAGCAGAUGAAGACUUUACAAGAACGGCUUAAAAAGACUGCAAUUGGGAAAUCUGUAAACCCAGAGCCUUCACAGAAAUUAUCUGGUAGGCUUUCACGUCUCCCUCUUAAGGAGAGGAAAAUUCAGAAGAUUCAGGAGUCAUCUUUUUUUUCUGCCCAACUGGAUAUCCCUGCUUUGCCAAAACCCAAGCAAGUAGCCCAGAAGCCAAAAGUUUUACUGCCAGAGCACAAGAGCCCUCCUCCAACUUCAAGAUCAUUACCAAAUUCAUAUUCCCAGCCACUCAGAUCUACUGGAAACAAGCCCAGUGAAGGGACUGGAACCCCUAACGUAAGGACAUCUGGAACUUUUUGUGGAACUGUUCAGACUGUUUCAGUGGAAAAAUUCACUGGACUCAGGUUACGGCGGCCCCGAGUGUCCUCUACGGAAAUGGACAGAAAAAUGGCUGGCCGGAAACUCAUCAGACUGUCUCAGCUCAAGAGCAAGUUGGCAAGUGAGAAACUGGAAGAAAUAGAUUGGGUAACAUUUGGAGUCAUAAUGAAGAAAGUCACACCUCAGAGUUCAAACAGUGGAAAAACCUUUAGCAUCUGGAAACUGAAUGAUCUACGUGACCUAAACCAAAAUGUCUCAUUGUUCUUAUUUGGAGAAGUCCACAAAGAACACUGGAAGACUGAGCAAGGCACUGUCAUAGGACUGCUUAAUGCCAAUCCCAUGAAGCCAAAGGAAGGUUCAGAUGAAGUAUGUUUAUCUAUUGAUCAUGCCCAGAAGAUUUUAAUUAUGGGUGAGGCUCUCGACUUGGGAACCUGCAAAGCAAAGAAAAAGAAUGGAGAGUCUUGUACACAAACUGUCAAUCUGAAUGACUGUGAGUACUGUCAGUAUCACGUACAAGCUCAGUAUAAAAGACUCAGUGCCAAGCGAGCAGAUUUGCAGUCUUCCUUCUCUGGAGGUCAAGUGCCAAAGAAAUAUGCCCGCAAAAGCUCCAGCUUGAAAGAAAGACUAUGUCGGGAUGGCUUUUAUUAUGGAGGCGUCUCUUCUGAGUCCUACGCAGCCUCAGUCGCAGCCUCUGCUGCUCCUAAGAAGGCGAUUCAGACCACUCUCACCAACUUGGUUUUAAGAGGCACAGAUGCUAUUGUUCAAGAAACACGAAAGAAACUGGGACUCCCACAGAAGAAUCUGUCAUGUUCUGAGGAAUUUAAACAGUUAAUGGAUUUGCCUACAGUUGGAGCAAGAAACCUAAAAAAACAUUUGACCAAAUCCAAAUCAACAGGGACUCUGGGAAACCCUUGUCCUCCCAUCCAGUCUAUCCCUGCAUCAGCUUUGCUGAAACAACAGAAGCUACAUAUGUUGGAAAUGAGGAAGAAAAGAACAGAAGAAAUCCAGAAGCGAUUUCUUGAAAGUACAGCUGGAGUCAAAAGUCCUGCUUCACCUUCUUCUUCAGGGAAGCCCCCUUUUCAGUCUCCAAGGCCAGGGGCAGAAUUUGUCAAGAUGGAAAGAACUCUCAGUCCACAGACCCCCAGGCUUGGAAGAGGAUUCUCAGAAGGAGAUGAUAUUCUCUUCUUUGAUGAAUCCCCCCCACCAGGACCAAAGCUGAGUGCUUUAGCAGAAACUAAGAAGUUAACAGCUAUUGCCAAGUUGCGAGCCAAAGGCCAGGUCCUCAUAAAAACAGAUCCAAACUGUAUUAAAAGGAAGCAAAAUGACCUUCAAAGUGUCUUGGAGAUAGCAGAGCGUGUGGAGAAAAGCACCUCAUCAUCACAAGCUGAAGAUGAACUAGAACCCGCCCAAAAGAAGCGCCGGGAGCAGCUGGCCUACCUGGAGUCGGAGGAGUUCCAGAAAGUCCUCAGAGCGAGAUCCAAGCACACAGGGGUGCUAAAGCAGGCCGAGGCAGACCUACAAGAACGUUAUUUUGAACCACUGGUAAAAAAAGAACAAAUGGAAGAAAAAAUGAAAUCUAUUAGAGAAGUGAAAUGCCGAGUGGUAACAUGCAAAACGUGCAACUAUACCCAUUUCAAGUUGUUGGAGACGUGUGUCAGUGAGAGCCACGAUUACCACUGGCAUGAUGGCAUAAAGCGGUUUUUCAAGUGUCCCUGUGGAAACAGAACCAUAUCUCUUGACAGGCUACCUCAGAAGCACUGCAGUAAUUGUGGCCUCUUCAAAUGGGAAAGGGAUGGAAUGUUAAAAGAGAAGACUGGGCCAAAAAUUGGUGGAGAGACCCUGUUGCCAAGAGGAGAAGAACAUCCUAGAUUUCUGAAUAGCCUAAAAUAGCCCUGCCUUCAAUUGUUCUUGUGCCACCUACCUCACUUUUUUGUCUUCAGAAAAACAACCCAUUGGUUCAAUGUUGACCAUAAAUGGAUAUUCCGAAGGUUAAGCCAAAAGGAAACACUCACUCACUUGCUUUCACUGGAUUGGUCUGAGUGCUGAUAUUGACAUUUAAAAUAAGAGAUGAAGACAGAGGUAUUUCCUGGUUUUUUUCCCAAGAACUGAUGCCUAAAUUACAGGGCUCAGAAAAGGCACACUUUCCAACUAGCACAUGCAGUUUAAACGAAGCUAUAUGUUUUCUCUCAUACAAGGUAAAAUGUUAACAUAUUGGGAUGAGAAGUUCUCCUAGUACUUAUUGAAAACCUAUUGGUGAAUUAAAUAGAUCCAUUCCCCUCUCUAGACCAAUUUUUAAAAAUGACACUCAAAAAUAGAAGACCCGUGGUUUGAUCUCUUUCGGUCACUUCUGUUUUGUGACCUUGAUCAAGUCUUUGACCUCUUCUUUCUCCUUCUCUGCCCAGUAGCCCUAAGAAUCCCAGCCUCCUCCCUCUCUCUGCCUGCCAGUGAGUGAAUGAUGAAAACGCCUUUUAAAUGCUUACUAUUUGCAAAACAAAAACCUAGAUUGUUUUUGAUUCAAUGAACGACAUAUUUUAUAUGGCUAGUAAGACCUUGCUACUGAAAGACAGAUUAUUUUUGUUUUUUUCCAAAAAGAAAAAGGUCAAUGAAACUUAAGAACUUCCAACCCUAUCCAGUACAAACUAUGAGGAAUUGUUAAAUAUAACUACUGAAAGCAAAUAAUUCUUUGCCUUUAGAAACCUGUUGUAAGGAUUAAAACAAGAGGAAGCAACUGUCCAUCUCGGGUCAGGAACCUUGAGUUCUAAAGCCUCUGGCAAACAAAUUCAGGUCCUUCAAGUUCACUGUCUCUCUAAUUUGUAUAGUAGUAAGUAGAUGCUUUGUUCUGCAUUUCACAACUACACUCUGGAGUUGGUUUUUGUUUUGUCUGCUAAUGAAGAAAACUAAUCCUUUGUCUCAGCUCACUGAAUCAAGACACUUGGUAAUGGCCCAUUUCUAGUGAAUGUGCUAUUCCUGCCACUGGAUUAAAGCAGUUGAGUCCUUGAAAGCAUUUUGCAAAUUCUUCAAUCAAACCUGAACAUAAACUGGCUUCUCGAAGAGCCUACUGGCCCUUAGGAACACUGUUGCAUGGCAAAUCUGUUUCUCCUCUGAGCGAAAGGAGAGAUCAGCAUCUUCAUGCUGCGUAGACUGGAGAGAGUGUUGUUGCCUGGCUGAUAGAAAGGUUUAGUGCUGGCCUUUGAUCUUAGUGAAUAACUGACAUCAAGGCUGGUAGAAUUGAUUUGGGGAUCCAGUGUUUUAUAUGUGCAAAUUCAUACAGUAGUAAUAAGGAGGUCAGUUCUCACCGCAGAUAUGAACCACACAACUCCUUUAACUUUUUUCUCUUUUCAAAAUAUUAAAUGUCUCAUAUACUGCCAUUACAAUUACGUGUCCUUUUAUGAACCUUGGUCGUUGGUAACUUGGGUUUCCUCAGGAAUUACAUUGUCAGGUCAAAUAUUCAUCUUGGCUUGUUAAACGUUCAAGAUAGACUAUUAAAGUAGGAUCCUAGAAUUAGAGAUUUCAAGCUGGAAGGGAUCUUGGAGGUCAUCUAGGUCUAAACAAUUUCAAUUUGUAGUUGAAGAAAAGGGGCCCAGAGAAGCUAAAGUGACAACCCCAAAGAAGUAAUUGUCCGAGCUGGGAUUCAAACUUGGGUCCUCUGAUUCUCUGUAGGGAAUUGGUCAGAAAAGGAAAAUUGGACGGUGAAAAAUUAAAUAAGAUUUGAAUGUUGUUCUCAUUGUGUUAGUCAUCUGGGUAGUUUGGUGGGUGUUUUAAGUACUAUUUAAACUUUUAAUAAAUUUCUGGAAUUGAAUUAAUCACAUUCCACAUUUGAGUUGGGAGGUAAUGUACAUUGAACUUUUGCAGAAACUUGUUUUCUAACCUGAGCUUGUCAGCAACCCCCAGAAAGUCAAUUCUCGGGGUCUCAUUUUCCCUUCCUGCAACGUAGAAGGCCUGAUCUACAGGAUACAUAAUGGCCCUUCCAGUUCUAACAUUCUAUGAUUCUAUGUGAAGAGUGGGGGAGACAUGGAUUGGUGUCAGUUGCCAUGAAAAAAGCCACCUAAAAUCUUAAUGACCACAAACAAAACAGCAUGGCAUGGCUAUCAACAGGAGCCCAUCUCCAGAUUAAGCACCACGCUGUGCCAUAUAUAUAUAUAUAGGGGUCAGACCAGUAGCCAAUCUGGGUCCCACUCAGUCAAGAUGAGAAGAUUCUGAAGGGCCACAUCAUGAGGUUGGAAACAACAGCAGAGCCCCAGUCAGAAGAAAAGACUGCAGACAUCACCUGAACAGCUAUCAAAAGGGGAGGAAUUUUGCUGAUUUUGUGUCUCCAAGGGGGAGAACUAAAGGCAACAAAUGAAAAUUUCAGGUGGGCAAAUUCAGUUUGAUUCCAUGAAAUGAACUUUCUUUUUUUUUU
This is a messenger RNA of Monodelphis domestica (gray short-tailed opossum), 5366 nucleotides long. RefSeq names its product minichromosome maintenance 10 replication initiation factor (gene MCM10). Gene Ontology annotation, cellular component: nucleus; nuclear replication fork. Gene Ontology annotation, molecular function: single-stranded DNA binding; DNA replication origin binding. NCBI's taxonomy places the organism in Eukaryota, Metazoa, Chordata, Mammalia, Didelphimorphia, Didelphidae. Gene Ontology annotation, biological process: DNA replication initiation; DNA replication. The record is from RefSeq and is a predicted model, not a curated record.